Molecule: messenger RNA, 477 nt
Organism: Fusarium mangiferae
Lineage: Eukaryota; Fungi; Ascomycota; Sordariomycetes; Hypocreales; Nectriaceae
Exons: 2
Coding region: 1-477 (158 amino acids)
Molecular function (GO): flavin adenine dinucleotide binding; sarcosine oxidase activity
Source: RefSeq, a predicted model, not a curated record
AUGACGCUCCAGUUCCAGGCUCGCUUCAACGGCGCCGUUCUCAUGGAUAACACACGCGUCGAGGCUGUGAUGCCCCAGCCCGGCAGAGGCGUAACGAUUGAAACGUCUCAAGGCGUCUAUCACGCUCGCAAGGUCAUCAUUGCUGCUGAUGCAUGGACGAACAAGCUCCCCAUCACCGUCAUACAGGCAGAGAGCGUACAUGGCAACGAGCUCAGCCGAUUUCUGUGUAGGCUUAUUCCCAAGCGAGGCGAUGAGCUGAGAGCCGUCACCUGCCAAUACACAAUCACCCCGGAUCGACAGUUUAUCAUCAGCGAGUUAGAGAAGCACAAGGGUCUUAUUCUCGCUCUCGGUAAUGCACAUGCCUUCAAACUUGCUCCCGCUAUCGGUCGACUUACUGCUGAGCUUGCAUUGGAUGGAAAAACAACUGAUGACAUCUCAAAGUUUGGGUUUCCCAACACAACACCCAGCAAGCUGUAG